Molecule: messenger RNA, 315 nt
Organism: Eruca vesicaria subsp. sativa (arugula)
Lineage: Eukaryota; Viridiplantae; Streptophyta; Magnoliopsida; Brassicales; Brassicaceae
Source: the annotation of a GenBank genome assembly
AUGAGCUUUGCGUGCCUUGUGUGCCACAGUGUAGACAGCACAUCCCACUCAUUUAGAAGCUACUCUGUUUCUAGCUCAGACAAUGAAGGAAGAUGCUCUAUGAUUGCGAGCUGCCUCUCAAGGACAUCACUCAUCCAAGCUGUGAGAUCCAAUAAUUUCCCUGCCUCAUCAUCCUCAAAGGUAACCCCACAAUCCACUUUCCAAGGAGGUGAACUGAUGAUAACAGAAGGAGCCUCGCCAAGGUAUGUGACAUCUGGGUCUUUGAGAAGUUCUAUUCCGCACAGGAGCUUGCUGGCGUCUCUAUGGCCGUAUUGA